This is a messenger RNA of Lepisosteus oculatus (spotted gar), 2314 nucleotides long. Lineage: Eukaryota; Metazoa; Chordata; Actinopteri; Semionotiformes; Lepisosteidae. The record is from RefSeq and is a predicted model, not a curated record.
CGCAGACAGAAAAGGGUUUGUUUGUUGUGAGCGGCUGUUGGCUGUCGGCGGAGCUUAUAGCCCGGCUGGCUGUCAGCUAGUAGCAGGCGAAUCUGGGGAUCCACUGGGGGAGAGAGAGAGGGGGAUCUUGUACAAAAAAAAAAAACCUUCCUAAUCAUGGCUACAGCAACCAUAUCCUCUUGCACUGGCUCGACCCUGCUGCAGCCAAUUAGCGAUAUCAUCAGUCUCCCUAUAGACCAGGUCAACUUUGUGGUUUGCCAGCUGUUUGCCUUGCUCACGGCCUUUUGGUUCCGACUUUAUCUCCAUCCAAGCAAAACCAGCACUUUCGUCCGACAUGUCGUGGCUACACUUCUGGGCUUUUAUCUUGCACUAUUUUGCUUUGGGUGGUAUGCCUUACACUUCCUUAUUCAAAGUGGGAUUACAUACAGCAUGAUGAUCUUUUCAGGAGUUGAGAACAUGCACAAGUACUGUUUUGUAGCUGCUCUGGGAUACCUCAGCUUUUGUCAGAUCACGCGGGUCUACGUCUUUGACUACGGCCUGUAUUCUGCAGACUUUACUGGACCAAUGAUGAUAAUUACACAGAAGAUCACAAGUCUGGCGUUUGAAAUUCAUGAUGGAAUGGCAAGGAGGGGAGAACAGCUGACGCCGAGUCAAAGAAGCUUAGCUGUAAGGAGAAUGCCAAGUUUGCUGGAGUAUUUAAGUUACAACUGCAACUUCAUGGGUAUUUUGGCAGGACCCACCUGCUCUUACAAAGACUAUAUCAGUUUCAUCGAAGGCACAGCCUAUCACCAGAAACACUUGGAAGCAAACGGGAAAGAAAAUGGAAAGUACAAACAGAGCGAUCCUUCACCGAAGACGGAUGUGAUUCACAAGCUGGCGGUGUGUGCAGUCUCUCUCCUGGUAUAUCUGACGGUCUCCAGAAGAUUUACAGUGGAGCGCAAUGUGGAUGACGUCUUCACUGCCUCAACACCGGUCUACACCCAGGUCCUUUAUCUCUACUUGUCUAUGCUGGCGACCAGACCAAAGUACUACUUUGUGUGGACUCUUGCGGACGCAAUCAACAACGCAGCGGGAUUUGGCUUUAAUGGCUAUAACAAAGAUGGAUCGCCGCGAUGGGAUCUGAUCUCGAACUUAAGAAUAGUGGACAUAGAGUUUGCCACCAGUUUUAAGAUGUUUCUUGAUAAUUGGAAUAUACAAACUGCACUCUGGCUCAAAAGGGUCUGCUACGAGCGAUGUCCGUACAACCCCACGGCCGCCACCUUCAUUCUGUCAGCGAUGUGGCACGGCGUGUAUCCAGGAUAUUACAUCACGUUUCUGACUGGCAUAUUAAUGACGUUAGCUGCACGUGCAGUGAGUACCAAACACCCCAAGGUUAUGUUUUAAACACAGUGAAUGGACUGGGGGUUAUGAAAUCCCACUUCUUUUUUGAAUUAUGUGGGAAUAUAGUAAGAAGUCUAAAUAAAUGUAUUUUAGAAAAAUCUGUGUAAACACAAAGAAGUCAUUAAAUGAGAAGCAGUCAGAGUAAAAUGUUCAUUAAAUCAGAAAAAUGUUGAAAGUAAAAAUUUCAAAAUUCCUUAAUUAAAAAGGUAGAUCUAAGUUGGGGUAUAACUUCAGGCUGUCAAAAUGUGUCUUAAAUAAUGGCACGUCCUGACCAGAAAUAUCAAUUAUCCAGCUUUAGAAUCUAGCAAUGUCGAGGCUCUUGGGAAAUGCCAGUCUGUCUUCGUAAUACUGCUGAUGAAUAAGAUCUCUUUUCUGAAAGUGAAAUUUAAGGCACAAGAAAGGAAACACUUGAAAGCAGUGAGCCCAGUCAAUCUGCAAAGGUAAUAUCUGUCUGAGGCUAAUGAACCGUCAGACGCUGUUGUUGAUUUAAAAUGGAUUUUAACCCCAUGGAUGACAGUGUUCACAUGAGCCAUAUACAACACGAGUGUGUUUGAAAAUAUAUAAAUACAUUACAGUUUAAACUAGGCCUAUUACAGCUUUUAAAAAUGAUUAGAAUAUGAUGAUAUGAUUUUAUGGUGCUAUCGUGUUAUUGUACUUAGCUAUACUGAUAAAAAUGUGUACAGGGAUUUUUUUAAUUCAGUAUUGCUCAGUGGUCCUACUUAAUAGAUAAUGGCACCAUGAUCAGUAAUAGCUGAAAUAAUCUGUAAACAUUGUACAGCUCAUUUGGCGUCUUGACAAGACUUUGAAUUUGGUGUUCUUUUCCAGCGUAAAAAAUAGAUAUCCCUGCUUUUUAAACUUUUUAAAGGGUCUUUAGACUUAGUCUUUUUUUAAUUUUAUGAAGCACGUAAAAAACAACAAAUGAGCAGAUUAAUGG